This is a messenger RNA of Coregonus sp. 'balchen', 4720 nucleotides long. NCBI's taxonomy places the organism in Eukaryota, Metazoa, Chordata, Actinopteri, Salmoniformes, Salmonidae. The record is from the annotation of a GenBank genome assembly.
AUGACUCACUUACAAGCCGGCUUGUCCCCAGAAACACUGGAGAAAGCCAAUGUGGAGUUAAAGGAGAACCCCGACACUGUACAUCAGGACAUUCAGGAGGUGAGGGACAUGAUUAUCACGCGCCCAGACAUUGGCUUUCUUAGGACAGACGAUGCUUUCAUCCUGCGCUUUCUCAGAGCGCGGAAAUUUAACCAUUUCGAGGCGUUCCGUCUCUUGGCCCAGUAUUUUGAGUAUCGUCAGCAAAAUCUGGAUAUGUUCAAAAACCUCAAAGCAACCGACCCGGGCAUCAAGCAAGCUCUCAAAGACGGAUUUCCGGGGGUGUUGACCAACUUGGACAGAUAUGGCAGGAAAAUACUCAUUCUCUUCGCCGCUAACUGGGACCAGAGCAGGUAAUGUCCGUCUGAUAUUAGGGAGCUGUCGAUUCAGAACUACUCUAACACCACUUGACAGUUUGCUUGCUUGCUCUAUUUACUUUUCACAAAUCUGUGUUAUUGGUUUUGUUAGAGCCUAGUCUUAUGAACAUAACCGAAACAAUUGAACUAUUAACCCAAAGGCAAUCCAUGUCAGUAUCAUGGAUGUAGGCAAUGAGAAAAGUUUAGGCUGCACAGGCCAGUAGAAAUUCUAUCAUCACCCCACUAGUGAAUGAGGAAUGUAAGGACUGAAUCAGAUACAGUCAAAUAUAGUUUCACCACAUUACUUAAUUGCAGAGAUUUGACUUUAGGGGCCCACUUAUGUGAUCUCCAUAGUCACAAUGACAAUUACAUGAGUAAUUUAAAACAGCCUUUUCAGACCUCACCCAAUAGCAGGAUGUGAUGAACAAACAAAAUGCCACCAGGAGUGGCCAUUAACUUCACCAAUAACAGCACUCACACAAGUCAAAUUGUCUCUCCAAUCUGAUUCUCUGUGUUACUCUCCUGAAUGAAAAUGGUAAGAGUCACUUCCAGUAUAUAAUGCCAAACAAGGGUAUACUGGUUACAUUUCAUUUGAACUGGGAUUACAGUACUAAGAUGACAUGGUACAUUUGUUAUUUAAUAAUAAUUACACAAUAAUCACUUAUUACUACUUUGUAGAACCAAUUGCCCCUCUUAUGUUUGUAAUCUAGGCUACAUAGAAUAGUCUCCUAAUGCUUUUCUCACAUCUAUAGGUAUACAUUUGUGGAUAUACUGCGAGCUAUUCUGUUGUCGCUGGAGUCCAUGAUAGAAGAUCCAGAGUUACAGGUGAAUGGAUUUGUCCUGAUCAUCGACUGGAGCAACUUCACAUUUAAGCAAGCCUCCAAACUAACACCGAGUAUGCUGAGACUGGCCAUAGAAGGUCUACAGGUAAUAGUCUCAACAUUUUUCUAACCCUUCUCUUUUGUGGGCUCAACAUCACUCAGAUGAAGUUCUUAGCUACUUUUGACACUUGACUCCAUUUACUGAGAUUACCCAGAUUACUCCUAAUUUAGAUGGGUUUGCCACAUUUAAUCAUUUUAGUCAAGCCUACAACAGGGAUCUUGUCCUUUUGGGAUUUUGAAUACACCAGGCACUUGUAAGUGCUGCAUUUUUGAAGUGCAGAUCUCCAUUGUUCUUAUGGUAGCUUAUAGAAGUAUAGCUCUACUGCUUCUAGUUUAUAUGCGUUGAACAUUAGAGACAGGCUCUAUUUCAACCAAUGGCAACUGCUCGGCAUCCGACCGUAAGGAGCUACAGAGGGUAGUUCGUAAUGCCCAAUACAUCACUGGCCAAGCUUCCUGCCAUCCAGGACCUAUAUACUAGGUGGUGUCAGAGGAAGGCCCAAAAAAUUGUCAAAGACUCCAGUCACCCAAGCCAUAGACUGUUCUCUCUGCUUCCGCACGGCAAGCGGUACCGGAGCACCAAGUCUAGGUCCAAAAGGCUCCUUAACAGCUUCUACCCCCAAGCCAUAAGACUGCUGAACAAUUAAUCAAAUGGCCACCCGGACUAUUUACAUAAUCAAAUGGCCCCCCCCUCCCCCCCCCCCCCCCCUGCUGCUACUCGCUGUUUAUUAUCUAUGCAUAGUCACUUUACCCCUACCUACAUGUACAAAUGACCUCGACUAACCUGUACCCCCGCACAUUGACUCUGUACCGGUACCCCCUAUAGCCUCGUUAUUGUUAUGUAAUCUUAUUGUGUAACUCUAUUUCUUGAACUGCAUUGUUGGUUAAGGGCUUGUAAGUAAGCAUUUCUUGGUAAGGUCUUCACCUGUUGUAUUCGGCGCAUGUGACAAAUAACAUUUGAUUUGAUUUAAUUUACCACACAUGGUCCUGCACACCUACUGGAAUAGGUGGACACGUCUCUGAAUAUUCACGAGAAACUCUUUCUGAUCAACUAUCUUAUCAUUCUCUUGGUUAUGUGACAAACUGUUCAAAUGUAAAAGCACUUUCACUCAAUAAUCACUUUCCUGUACUCUCAGAAACUACUUUACAAUCAAAGACUUGCAUAAGAAAUAACUAAUGAUAUUUACAUUUUGAUUACUGGCAGUGUAGGCCUAUGAUUGCAAUCUUCAGCAGGUGAUGCAGAGAAUCAAAUUUGAACAACAUUCCUUUGACCCUGUUCAAUCAUUUCUAAUGGAAGAGAAAAAUACAAGGUCUCUGGCCAAGUGCAUGCUUUGGUAGCUGGCCAACUAAAAUAUAAAUAUGAUGUGGAGCCUAAGCCUAUAACCUAAUAACAAUGCAUACAGACAUUUUUCUGAACGACCUUGCGAAUGUCAGACAAUUCCUCUUGUAACCCAUUAUUCAAAUUCCAGUGUAUGAAAAGUUUAGAUAGGCUUGUUCUAUAGCCGUGUAGCCUUGUAUAAUGUACCAUGUAGAGCAUAGACAGUUAUCACCAGAGAGGUUUGUUGACUGAAUAUCAAUGGAGGACCAUGAUGAGGCCGUUGCACAUUCCAUUGCUUCUCCAGACACAGAUUAGACUGUGAAUAAUUGAUCUAUUUGAUCUGCUAUUAGUAUCUCAGUCUCCCAAUGUGCCACUACCAAAUCAUGCGGGAACCCACUGUUGUCGUCCGUUGAAUGGAAAAGAAAAGAAAACACACAGAAACAUUGUAUAACUAAUGGAAUCAUUCACAUUUUCUCUGUCCCUAGGGUCCCGGUUCACAUCAAGCCCUGUGACGCGCGAACGGUGUCAUUUGACGAGUAACGAUUGCCAACAAUAUGUUAAUCAGGUAAAGGAGAGAAUAAGGGAUAUAGCUCAUUGAUGAGAUGGGUCAACCAUGUUGAUGUUCCACUCCACUGGUGGGUCCAGGCUGGAACCCUCUAUAUAAUCUAAAAAAGAAUAAUUUAUCCUCUGUAUAAGUAGUGUGCCUAUUGUGACACUUGAAUGAGCAAUGGAAGAUCCAGGUGCGCCACUGUGGUUUUUGAAGUAAACGAAGCGUUGAUGAAUCGUUUCCAUGGCAAGUUUAUAUGGCCUGUAAAAAUAAUGUAACAGCAACAAAUCACUACAAAGGUAAUGAAUUAUUACAUGGUAUGGUAUACCACUAUUGAUUUUCCACCUCAGACACAAUAUGUGUUGUCCAGUGCUGGACCCCUCUCCUUAUAAUGCUAACAUUAGAGAGAAAAGUUUCUCCUCUGUAAUCAAUAGUGGUGACCUAUCUGUGAGCCCACUUGACACUGAGCACUGAGAGUAUCUCAGGGUGUUGCGGCCCCCUGGUGGGUUUUGUAAUGACAUUGAGGGGGUUUGUGUGUGCCAGUACGCCUCAUGAGUCACUAUGCCUGUCAUUAAGGGCCUGAGCUGCUAAAGAAAUCACACACAAAAACUCACACAAAAGCACUUCCAAGACCUCAACAUUAGGUUUUCAUCCUCAGCUGAGGUUAACACUCGUUGUCUCUAUGGUUAUUGAUUUAGGAAAAUACCAAGACAUGUCAAGAUGUUCUUUUUUCGUAUUAUGUUGUGAAGGACAUGUAAUAGCUGAUGAUCCAUCUUACAUGUCAUUUGUACCAGGUGCAGCUUACUGUUCGCUGCCCACCAGUGUGAGUGUGUGUGUGUGUCUAUGUGUGUGUACUUGCGUGCGUGUGUGCGUACGUGUGUGAUCUUCAGGAUCUUGGUUCAGGUUGUUUAUAAUUUCCUGCCAGUACAUUUGUUAUUGCACAUGGGUGGUGCGUUCAGAAUACCAUGAAGAAUUUCAACACUACUGACAACAAUGAAAACCGUUUAACACUACCACUGGCAACAAUGAAAACACUCUGAUUUACAGAGACUGUGGAAGAUUCUGAAGCUUAACAGAAAAAUGGAAAUUCACAGAAAAUCUCAAGAUAGCCCAUAAGGAUAUUUCAAAACACAUCUCCAACUGUGUGAUAAUUUAGUUCCUUAUUCCCAAACUGACAGUCACAUCUAUUGUUGUUGGAAUGGCUAAUACACAGAGCACAAACUCUGCUAGAUAUUUCAUUGUGUAUUGGCAAAAGAAGAGAAAGAAAUUAAUACUUGUUUACAGCGCAGAUAUUCUUGGCAAAUCAAUACCAAGAAAAACAAAUGCUUGGACUGAGUAGAACACACCAUGCUGGCCGUGGUUUCCCCAAGCUAUACUUUGUUAUCUUAGAGCCUCUGUUGUUUCCUCUUGCUCCCUCUGUCUCUGUCUUACCGAUGCCUUUUGUCCCUCUCAGUCUAGAGAAAUAACCCGUGUUCAGCAGCCAAUCACAACAGACCAGUCCUCCCCAUCCCACCCCACACUGAGUUUCCGUGGCAACCUGUCCAUCCGCCAUGCUAUGUACUCUCCAGAUGAGCUGUGCUGCUAG